AUGGCGAUACUACUAUUGAUGGUUUUUUCAAGCGUCUUCAGCCCUUCCGAAUCUCCAUCCGUUCCUUCUUCCAAUUCAAAAACUCACAAGCAAAAUAAAUUGCCAAUUGUAACGGCAUUUGACGCUUCAGAUGCUCGUGAUAAAGGCAUUGUCAUGUGUAUGAACAACGCUGCAGUGCCUUUGGGACUGUCAUUGAUCCGAGAAUUGCGAUGUCUUGGAAAUCAAGAGCUUAUCCAAGUCUAUCAUUGUUUUCAGGAUGAGUUGUCCGAUAAAAGUCGCGAGUUAAUGUUGCAUACGGACGCUCGACUUGAGGUGAUUGAUGUCUGUACCGAUUUCGUUGACCGUGGUGUCAUCAAGCACGAAAUGGCGAGCAAAUUUCGAGAUGGGUGGCUCAACUCGUUGGCUCUUUAUCAUACGAAUAUCAACGAGGUGUUACUUUUGAAUGUAGAGACGAUUUUUCAACGAGAUCCUGCGAUUUUGAGAGAUACAGAUGGGUAUCAAAGAACGGGUACAACGUUCUUUCAUGGUCGUGAUGUGUGGAAUAUCGAGUGGUUAAAUUCCUCGAAAAACAUGUCAUACUUGAAGAAAUUACAUGCGGAGUUUAACUUUACUGGAUCCAAACUGAGUGACCGAAUAGUGCGUACAGAACUCAGCUAUGCGUACAAUAACGAAUCCCUACACACACAAACCUCGUCAAUGGUGGCCGUGAACAAAGCUCGAUCGGGUCAAGCAAUGAAAACACUUUUUUGGCUCAUUACGAAGCAAAGGUUUGAGCCUGAACCUUCAUUCGAUGGCCAUAACGUAUACUGGAUUGCCUAUACAUUGGCAAAACAGGAGCUUUUCUUCUCACCGUAUGGGCCUAGUGUCAUUGAUUCAUCGCGUAAUGAUGAUAUGAAGAACCACCCAAAUACGCUGUGUGGAAGUCUCGCGCAGUAUAUGCCUGUAAGCAACGAUGUACCCGAACUGCUGUAUGUAGAUGGAAAAGCUUUACUCGAUCCUUUUCCCGAGGGACUUCAAAACAGAGGAAAAGCGUUUGCCCAUGUCUUGUACAACCCCACGCCGACACAUAUCACGCCACGACGAAAUAAUCAAGCAUAUCUUGAUUCGUCGAGCAGCUCUGCCAAAACUUUUCCAAUUGAAUGCCUCGUUGGUUAUGGUGCUACCCCCCUUCCGAUCGACUUUGCGUCGCAACUAUUAAGAAGAAGAAUGUUUUACUUGGAAAUACAAAUGAAUGUGCUCACUGCUAUGGAUUCGUGUUACGAAUUUGAUUGA
Molecule: messenger RNA, 1272 nt
Organism: Plasmopara halstedii
Lineage: Eukaryota; Oomycota; Peronosporomycetes; Peronosporales; Peronosporaceae
Product: Alpha-mannosyltransferase
Exons: 1
Coding region: 1-1272 (423 amino acids)
Biological process (GO): protein O-linked glycosylation
Cellular component (GO): Golgi apparatus
Molecular function (GO): alpha-1,3-mannosyltransferase activity
Source: RefSeq, a predicted model, not a curated record